Molecule: messenger RNA, 218 nt
Organism: Funneliformis mosseae
Lineage: Eukaryota; Fungi; Glomeromycota; Glomeromycetes; Glomerales; Glomeraceae
Source: the annotation of a GenBank genome assembly
GUAGAGAAAUUGAAUUUUGUCCGAUGUUUACUUUAACUGGUAUGGAUCAUACAAGCCAAUCCAUUUGCACACAUACAAUACUUGCUCAACUAAUAGCUGGUGAUGUUGCUCACUCGCAUAGCAUUUAUCAAUUUAUGGUAUUUCAAAUAUGGUAUUUCAAAGUAUGUCAUCCAAAAAAUUCAACUUGGAUUUAUAGAAACGUUACUGGGAUUACCUAA